AUGGAGUCUCGCGUGGUAGACCAUGUUCCCAAACUGGUCGGCGUCGCUCUGGUUGUAACGUUUAUAUAUUCCGGUUUAUCCAAUCCCCUUUCCAAGCUGCCCGGUCCUUGGUAUUCGAAGUGGACAGACCUGGCUGCCAAAUAUCACUACUACAAAGGGAACAAAGUGUUCUAUGUCCACAAUUUGCACAAAAAAUUCGGCCCGUAUGUUCGGAUUGGACCAAAUGAGGUUUCCGUGGCCGAUCUCGAUGCAACCAAGAUCAUUUACAGCACCAAAGAGACGUUUCGCAAAACCAUAUUUUACAGACACUUGACUGCACAGUCCAUAGCGAAUAUCUUUACGACUGCCGAUGUUGACUAUCAUCGGAAAUUGAGAAGACUCAUGUCCGCACAAUUGUCCGAGUCGUCGUUGAAGUCGCUUCUCCCAGCAAUAACCUCUCGCGUAGAGUUGGCGAUUCAGAGGAUGAAGGAGGACAUGGAAACUCGAGGCUUUGCGGAUGUCUUUAAAUGGAGUCUUUUUAUGACAACGGAUGUCAUAGGCGAGCUUGCCUUUGGCGAGUCGUUCCAAAUGUUGGAGAAAGGCGAGAAAAACCAGUACAUCCACGAUUUGGAGGGAGUUGGAGCGUUAUCUGCCGUUCGAGUCACCUUCCCAAGAGUACUUGCUUUGGCUAGAAAAUAUCCACUGCCCAUCUUUCAGAAGAACCUUCAACAAGCCAGACGCAUUCUAGGCUAUGCUGAACAGUCUCUUCAGCGCUAUCAGUAUUAUAUUGACCAAAACCCAGAAGCGCCAAAGCAAAUAUUUGUCACCAAGAUGUUCAAGGCCAGAGAGGAUGAGAAGUUGUCAUUCUCGGAGAUCGUCAUAAACGCACAGUCUUUUAUUGUAGCCGGCAGUGAUACGACAUCGAAUUCCCUAACCUAUUUGCUCUGGUCCGUUUGCCGGCGACCUGAACUCCGGGAUGCGCUUGUGAGAGAGCUUCAAACGUUGCCCAAUGACUUCACCGAACAUGAUCUGCGAGAGCUGCCUUUCCUAAGCCAAUGCAUCGAAGAGACGCUUCGUCUCUAUUCCGCAGUUCCAGCACCACUUCCUCGGGAGGUCCCUCAAGGCGGAGUAGAGCUCGGGGGUUACUGGCUCCCAGGUGGUACCACGGUGGCCACCCAAGCGUACACGAUGCACCGGCAUCCAGAGAUUUUCCCAAAUCCUGACGAGUUUGAUCCCUAUCGGUGGGCGUCACCAACAAAAGCUAUGAAGGAGGCCUUCAUGCCAUUUGGUCGUGGACCAAGAAGAUUGCACUUGGCGUAUAUCGAACUUCGGCUCGCCACGGCACGCUUCUUCCAGGAAUUUCCGACUGCACAUAUAUCUGCGCGUGAAGGAAUGUCGGAUGAUGACAUGAUUGAGACCAUCUAUUUUUUGAUGAGUCCCAAAGGAAAGCGGUGCUUGAUUGAAAAAGCAUCAUGA
Molecule: messenger RNA, 1455 nt
Organism: Metarhizium acridum CQMa 102
Lineage: Eukaryota; Fungi; Ascomycota; Sordariomycetes; Hypocreales; Clavicipitaceae
Source: RefSeq, a predicted model, not a curated record